AACUCGCUUGUGAUUCCAGAUUUGAUUGGUCGUUUAUUAAUAGUAAAAGGGGGAUUUCCGAUGACUAGUGUCGUUUGCCUGUUGCUGACCUGUAUAAUAUCGGCAAUUAUUCUGAUUUAGAAUUAUUUUUGAAACGGCACAUUAUAUAGUAUUAUAUAUAACUUCCUUGUUUGGGUAUUCUCGGAACUCGCGCUCACACAUUAACGGACCACUUGGAGUGUUCGUAGCCAAGAUAUACAAGUGUAUGGCGUUCAUGCGGCGUACAGGUGCAUUCAUAACAACAUAAACGCUAACCAACUUCAGCAUGGAGCAAAGUCGACAGAGAGAGAGACAUAGGAAUUCUCCUCCGGGCGCAUACCCUGGGCAUGCGCGACCGUUUACGUCAGGUGCUGACAAGACACGUGAGCGCGGGUCCAGACCGUCCUCGGCUUCAAGAUCAAUUCGAUCUGAACGUGAUCGCAAGACAGAAACCGUAAAGCCAGACAAAAAACCUACGGUGGACUCCAGGGAUCUCUCCGACCUCCGGAAACUCCUUCAUGUUGCAGAGGAAGUCCAGAAGAUCGAUCUCACCUCUGCUUUGCAUCUUUACAAAGUGCUGAUGAAGAAGACUAAAAAUGAUGAUCAGAUGGAGUCAGAGGAACAGUACCUUGACUCUUUGAAUACACGAAUAGAACAAGCUACGUCAGGGAAAAUCUCUCGUGAUAGAGAGGAACUACAGGACCAAUUUAACGCCCUGCUGAACGAAAAAGAGAGACUGGAAGAAGCAAACAAGAAGUUGGAAAGCAGAUGCAAGGAGUAUGAUGGUUUUUAUGCACAUUGGAAACAAGCUGAAACGGAAAAAGAAAAAUACAAAACUGAUUUAAAAAGGAAAGAAAACGAACUUAAGGAGGUAAAGAUCGAGAAAACAGCUGCAUUAACGGAGAAAAACGAGGCAUUGACAAGAUUGAGUAAGGAGUUGGGGAAUAAACUGACUGACAAUAACCCGGCGAUCGCUGACCUUAGUGACCCUAACAGGGCCUUAAAGAUCGCGGAGAAAUACAACGAGCUGUAUGAUAAUGAGUGGACGGACGCCAUGGAGAAACUGGACGAAACUGACAAAAACGAGAAGAGGAAUACUCAAGUUUUGCUCGAUAUCCUAACGAAAUGCUACAAGUUUUGUGUAGAACUAGCAGAGAAACAGAUGAAAUUGUUGGAGAUGGCCUUGGUUAGCCCCAUGGACAUGGAGAGACCGAAACAAGCCUGGGAACUGUCAGUGAAGUUUAACGUUCCGAAAUCUAUUUUCAAGCAGUUGAAGGAUUGCAGGAAAGAGAUGUCGUCUCAAGUCAUGGAAAACAUAGCUCAGGAAAACGUUGCUGACAAAAUUGGAUAUCAUGCAAACAAAAUCCCACAUUUUGUCAAGAAAUGCAUUGAGGUGUGUUGGUUUAUGUGCGUCCUGGACCCACCUGUUGUUAUUGGUAAACAAGCGACCUUGAAUGAUACUUUCGAUACCAACAUAUAUAAGCCGUACACGAACAGUGGAACAAUCGUAUCGUACAAUGUGUGGCCGCCUUUACUUCUCCACCAGAACGGAUCCCUGCUUGUGAAAGGAAUCGUCCAGCCAAUAAAGGUGGAGAAAAAGAAAAGGAAGGACCAUGUGGGUCUGACAGGGAUGAAAGCUAUCCCAGCAGUGAAAGAUCGGACAGAUUACGGUACCACAUACUCGCUUAAAAAUAAUGACCGUUUUACUGGAAACGCAGGAUACGACUCUUAUGAGGACGUUUAUGGUAGGACGGAGUCUGUCAGAAAAAACAAGCCAUUUCAAACAGAAACGUCAUGGAGAGACCACACGCCUUAUUUGGAUUACAGUAGAACCACCGACCACGAUCCGUACACACAGGUAGCGACCCACGGUUCGGAUUCUCAUCGAUCACAUGUCCAUGAUCACGUUGAAGCAAAACGAUCAAACAUAGGAACCUACCAUUACGAAAGCACACGACCAUCUACAAACUACGUUCAGCAAUCGGUUUCUCCAGAACGAUCAACUUUCAAACAAAACGGUGUGACCUACAUACAAAUAGGCGACAAGUAUUUGAAAUAUGAAGACUAUAAAAGUUAUUUGCGAAAGCUUGAGGAAUCAUAUGCUUGAACAUUCUGAAGCUCAUUUCACAUGGUAAACUGAAAGAUCUUUGAACUAGAUUCAUUUUUGUCGUAACUAUAGUAGCAAAAAGAAAAAGAAAAGAUAAAUGAAAUAUUGGACACGUAUGUGUAUGAUAUUAAAGUGAUGACCAAUUUGUGACGGAUUUAACAGAUACAGUAGAAAUAUAAGAAUAUAUUAUAUGAAGAAAAGUUUAUAGAAAGCUUUGGUAUGGUUUCAAUGUGAUAUAUACAAUAACUUAGCGCUAGUCCUCAGCCAGUAGAUAUGAUUAAGGUUUAUUAAGGAAAGUGAUUGGAUGUGUGUCACCCUACACGGAAACUCACUUUGUUUUAUCUGAAAACAUGCAGAGACUUAACUGUCAAAUAUAUGUGAACAGGGAUGGGGGCGGGGCUCUAGGUGUGAAAGGUUGUGUGUAGGUUUUUUGAAUGUUGGUGUUGGCGGUAGUAGGUGUGAAAAAAAAUAUAUGUUAUUUUGCAGUAAAAUGACCAAUCAUAGAGUAGAGUUUUGUGUAAAACAAAUCGAAAGGUAUGGUUAAAUAAAUGUGAUUUAACCAAACAUUGCUGUUUAUCAUGAAUGUUAUUACUACAUGUAUUAUAUAUUUAUAUAUAUAUAUAUAUAUAUUCGCAGUCUUGCUAUAUUUUGUUUGGAGAUAUAUUCCCAUAUUUCCUAACGGAAGAUUAUAUCUUUAUAAGGAAACAUGACUAAUCAAAAUAUUAUCUGUAACGAUUCCAUCCUCUAUGAUACUUGUUUACUAUAUGUUAAGAGACUUUGACAUGUGUAUAUUGUAAAAGCGGUUUUCAAAUAUAUGCAAUUAAAUGAAAUUAAGUGAAAAUAUUGAAACAUAUCUUUUUACUAAUUUUUUAAAUGUAAAUUUUAUUAAUCAAUAAAAAUGGUUUAAAGAAGAUUC
Molecule: messenger RNA, 3041 nt
Organism: Pecten maximus
Lineage: Eukaryota; Metazoa; Mollusca; Bivalvia; Pectinida; Pectinidae
Exons: 9
Coding region: 305-2125 (606 amino acids)
Biological process (GO): mitophagy by internal vacuole formation; mitochondrial protein catabolic process
Cellular component (GO): mitochondrial outer membrane
Source: RefSeq, a predicted model, not a curated record